Molecule: messenger RNA, 1773 nt
Organism: Penicillium subrubescens
Lineage: Eukaryota; Fungi; Ascomycota; Eurotiomycetes; Eurotiales; Aspergillaceae
Product: Zn(II)2Cys6 transcription factor
Exons: 2
Coding region: 79-1773 (564 amino acids)
Biological process (GO): DNA-templated transcription; regulation of DNA-templated transcription
Cellular component (GO): nucleus
Molecular function (GO): zinc ion binding; DNA-binding transcription factor activity, RNA polymerase II-specific; DNA binding
Source: RefSeq, a predicted model, not a curated record
AAACCUCUCAAGCUUCUCUGUGUCCCUAGAGUAUACCACAUCAAGUUAAUUCCAACCUUUGUCCCACGUCGAGACCGUAUGGCUAAGAUGAAACGGUCCCAGAGCGCACCGUGUGUUCCCUGCCGAUAUCGCAAGGUUCGCUGCGACCGUCGGUCGGGCACGUGCACUAAUUGUGAACGUUUGAACUUUAACUGCUCCUACCAACAAGGUCCUUCUCGAGCACAAGGGGACGAUAAGAACAUCAGGUCCGGCCCUCCUGAGCGGCGACGUGCGAGUCAAGCAUGUAUAGCAUGCCGUCGCCAAAAGGCACGCUGCUCAGGGGAAUUGCCUGCUUGUAAGGCUUGUCGCCAACGACAACGACUGUGCCAAUACGCAGCUUCAGACCUCCCUGUCGGGGCAGACUCUGCAAUUAGCUCACUGUUUCCCAUCCGUCGCCAAGAGUUGCUGAGCGCAAUAGAUCGUUUUUUUGGACACCUUUACCCCGUUCCUGCCUUUGCUUUCCUCCACGAACCGUCUGUUCGGAAACAAUGUGAAAGCGGCGUCCUGGACCCGUCUCUUGCGUUGUCUCUGGCCGCUGUCACCAACGCCUAUCUUUCCUCGAAUAAACAAGUUUUGGAAGAGUGCGCCUCGUGGAUCCGAGCUGUAGAAAUGGAAAUCUGGGACCGCCUCCAUAGUCCGUCCAUCCAUCAGGCGCAAUCGCUCCUCCUUAUGGCCCAUUACCAUAUCCAGACUGGGCAUUUCGGACGCGCCUAUAUGCUGGUAGGGAUGACAGCGCGGUCAACCACUGCACUUCGAUUAAACUAUGAACGACCGGAGCUUGAUUUUGUUGCUCAAGAGACGCGUCGUCGGCUGGUAUGGUCUUUGACUAGCAUUGACAGUUAUUUCUCGGUCGGGCUUCCAGAACAUGAAACUAUCUCUUACGCAAAUAUUUACCAGCGACUGCCAUGCUCGGAAGAAGAGUUUCGCGAGGGGAUCGCACAACCUACGGCAGUACAAGACAAUGGCCAGGCGAAGACCAACCCGGUCAAUAACCCCAACCCGCUUGCUGCAUUUAUCGAGGUCGGCAAAAUCAUGCGAGAUGUUAUGCGCCUAACACGGCAGCUAGCAAUUUCAGACGCUCCUCUCCUUGAAUUACCUGGGCUUGUGCAAAACAUCCAAAAUGACCUCUGGCGACUACAUGCUGAUCUAGAGCUCGACGCUCACUUCGCCAUCUCGGAGACAAUAUCUCCACAGGAGAUGAAGGGCUCCCGAUGGUUCCUCCGGUAUCUCCUGGCUUCACUUUGCUGGCACCAGGUGCACUGCGAUCUCUAUAGAAUUUUCCUACCCGGGUAUUCGGAGGCCGUAUCGAAGAUCAUCUUAGAUAUGACAGACGCGGUAUUCCGCGAGCACGCUGUUGAUAUGUGCCACAUCCACGUUCGAAAAAUUCACAUUAUCCUGGCCGGGGUUCUACAGCAUAUUGAUGUCCCCAUUUUAUCAUUGUAUGUGGCCAUUUGUGCCUAUCAAGCGGCCCGGCUCUCCUUAUUCUUACCGUCCUUGCCUGGUCCAAGGGCUCAGAUCGCAGCACAGAAUGCAGUCAGCGAUGCCACCACUGCUCUAUGUGUCUUACAAAAGUUCUUUUCCGACACUGUGUUUGCUCAAGAUAUUAUCGCUGAUCUACAGGAUCUUAUUGAAUCGUCAGCCCUGUCCGAGAGUGGCCCUUAUCAGUAUGGUCAACUGGCUGUUCAUAGUCUGAUUAAACAAGCAAAUUUCGUAGAUGAUGGUUACGAGGCCUAA